AUGUCAUCUAAACCAAACUUCCUCAUUAUCGUCGCAGACGACCUUGGAUUCACUGAUCUAAGCCCAUUCGGGGGUGAAAUUUCAACCCCGAACCUACAUAAGCUUGCAUUGGGAGGUUCAAGAUUUACGCAGUUCCACACGGCGUCGGCAUGCUCCCCAACGAGAUCAAUGCUAUUUUCGGGUACUGAUAACCAUCUAGCCGGGCUUGGCCAAAUGGCUGAAUUCGCCAGAGACUUUCCCGAUACGUUCGGUGGUAAACCCGGCUAUGAAGGGUACUUGAACGAUCGGGUUGCGGCUUUACCUGAGAUAUUAAAAGACGCUGGCUAUUACACGUUUAUUUCUGGAAAAUGGCAUCUGGGUCUAGAUAAGCCACAUUGGCCUGUCGAAAGAGGGUUUGAGAAGUCAUUCACCUUGCUUCCUGGUGCAGGUAACCAUUUCAAGUAUUUUCCUAGGGACAAAGCCGGAGGAACCCCUAUCAGUUUUAUGCGGUCAUUGUAUGUCGAAGACGACAAGGAACUAAACCCUGACGAUUUCCCUGAAGAUUUUUACAGCACUACUGUUUACACUGACAAGGCAUUGGAGUUCUUGCAGAGUGAGCAAAGAGCUGGUAGACCUUUUUUUGGAAGCAUGACAUAUACUGCUCCACACUGGCCGUACCAGGCUCCUCCAGAAAUCAUUGCUAAAUAUAGAGGCAAGUACGAUCACGGACCAGCGGUUUUGCGCCGCGAGCGGCUGAAGCGGGCCCUGGAGCUGGGGAUUAUUCCCGAUGGAAUUGAGCCACACCAGGUCGAGACUUCUCGUGACAAGGCUUGGAAAGACCUGACUGACGAGGAGAAGCGGUACGAGUCCCGUAUUAUGGAGAUCUACGCCGCCAUGGUGGAAGUCCUUGACACCAACGUUGGUAGACUGGUUGACCAGUUGGAGAAAACAGGCGAGCUGGAUAACACUUUUGUGCUGUUCAUGUCCGACAAUGGUGCUGAAGGUAUGCAAUUGGAAGCCAUGCCGUUGUGGGUCGAGAGAGUCGAGCAAUCCAUCAAGACGUACUACGACAACUCUUACGAGAACCUUGGAAAAAAGAACUCUUUCAUCUGGUACUCUGACCAAUGGGCACAGGCUGCUACUGCUCCGUCGUACAUGUUCAAGAUGUGGGCCUCGGAGGGAGGUAUUAGGUGUCCAUUGAUUGUUCGGUACCCAAAGGUGGGACUGCCUGCUGGAACAGUCAGUGACGAGUUCUCCACGGUGAUGGAUAUUCUGCCUACGGUUUUGGAAUUGGCCGGUGUUGAGCAUCCGGGAGCCGAGUUCCAUGGCCGUAAGGUGCACGUUCCUCGAGGAAAGUCUUGGGUGUCUUAUUUGAAAGGCGGUUCCAAGAUCCACGACGAGGAGACAGUUCACGGAUGGGAACUGUUUGGACAACAAGCUAUUCGGAAGGGCAAGUACAAGGCCCUGUAUGUUCCAGCUCCAUUGGGUCCGAACAGAUGGCAGCUAUUUGACCUGCUUGCCGAUCCGGGCGAGAUCCACGAUUUGUCUGAGCAGAAGCCGGACAAGUUGAAGGAGCUACAAGACCAUUGGGUCGAGUACGUUGCCGAGACUGGUCUGAUUGAGUGCUCUCCAGAAAUGUCUUCUUUGGCUGGAGGAGAAGAUUCCAAAAUUUAUCACCGUACAAAAAUUCCAGAGCUAGAUUAG
Ogataea philodendri is the source of this 1683-nucleotide messenger RNA. RefSeq lists its product as uncharacterized. The transcript has a single exon. The record is from RefSeq and is a predicted model, not a curated record. The coding region runs from base 1 to 1683 and encodes 560 amino acids. Lineage: Eukaryota; Fungi; Ascomycota; Pichiomycetes; Pichiales; Pichiaceae. Gene Ontology annotation, molecular function: arylsulfatase activity.